Messenger RNA from Trematomus bernacchii (emerald rockcod), 1136 nucleotides. RefSeq lists its product as uncharacterized. The transcript is spliced from 4 exons. NCBI's taxonomy places the organism in Eukaryota, Metazoa, Chordata, Actinopteri, Perciformes, Nototheniidae. The record is from RefSeq and is a predicted model, not a curated record. The coding region runs from base 1 to 633 and encodes 210 amino acids.
AUGCAUGCCCCUGCAAGCGCCGCCAUUUUCUAUCAUAAAGCUCUGCAGGUCUGUCCACCUCUCCUGGCCUUAGUGCAGGCAGGCAGAGGAGGACAGGUGAAUGCAGAGUUCUUGCGCAUCACCACCAAGCCACUGCAAUCGAAGUUCAUGUAUCAGCUGGACCACUUUUCCGACAAGCUGCUACAAAUCUUCACCAGCAAAGGAGGAGUGAAGGGGAAAAAGAUAAAGGAAGCCCUUGCAAUCACAGAUUCGGAGGGAGUGCAUCCUGAGAAGCCUUGUGAUAUACCUAAAGGAAGAUCCAGACUGGUUCUUCAAGGAGUAUCUGGCCUCCGCGCUGACGAUGCAGAGAGGGACAUUUCCAACACAGUCAUGGGGAUUUACACGAUCCGAAGAAACGGGGAUGGGGGGCCAGAGGACGUGGGAAUUGUUAUCGAAGGCAUUAAAGUCAUGGAAAACGUAGGCAGCGUCAUUGUGGGACUCAUCAUGCUCUUGGGGCUCAUGUAUGCCCUUGAUCUCAGCUUCCCGGACAACCUGAAGUACACCUUCGAGUUUCUACAGAAGGUCGUAAUGAACUUGGAUGGGCACAAGCUGAAUGCAAAAAUACAGCAGCUGAAAAUCAAGCUGUUUGCAUAAGAGGUGAACAACAUGUGAACAAGUGUAUUGUCAAGUUUCCUUAACAAAUAUUUUGCUUUUUUUGUAAUUGUAGGUUCAAAGCAAAUGGCUACACUACACUUAUUCAAUUACCAAAUAUACUGUAGGGUUUGUGCAGUGCACUCUUUAUAAAAACCACCCAAUGAUAUUCCCUGUUUGGAGAGCAGUGCAAAGCCUCCACUUUUAAUAGUGUCUUUGUUGUUUGUGGCACUGGGAGAUCUAGAAAGCUGGGUGUUCACUUUUCACCACUCUUAAAUUGUUCUUUAAAAAAAACAUUUGUACAUCUUGCUCUGUGUAUUCAAGUAAAGUUAAUAUUGAGCUGUGUAUAUAAAUAUUGAUGUUGAAUUGAGGAUUACUGUCACCUUCCUCAUCCAUGAUUGGUGUUAUUAUUAUUUUUCUGAGUUGCUUUUAUCUCCUGCUCAGUCUGUUUAUUGAUAUGUUUUAUAAAAAAAGAAAUGCAGACACAAAUAACUCUGACAGAGAGC